Molecule: messenger RNA, 2159 nt
Organism: Benincasa hispida (wax gourd)
Lineage: Eukaryota; Viridiplantae; Streptophyta; Magnoliopsida; Cucurbitales; Cucurbitaceae
Product: peptidyl-prolyl cis-trans isomerase FKBP62-like
Molecular function (GO): peptidyl-prolyl cis-trans isomerase activity; protein binding
Source: RefSeq, a predicted model, not a curated record
AGUCCGUCCCAAAGAACCAGAAAAAACGAGAGAUUUCUGGUUCUGGAAUCAUCGUGAACUCGCCAGAUCGUAGAACUCUCUAGACUCUCAUCGCCAUCACUCACUAUAAAUUCCAUUUCCCGUUGAGCAAACCACGAGAAUCGAUCGCCAUUAACAUUGCUCGCAUUUUGCUUUCUUGCUUGAAUUCCAAUCCCUUUUCGUUUAUUUCUCUCACUCGUUCAUUUCUUGCUGAUUCUUCCCGCCAUGGAGGACGAUUUUGAGUUACCAUCUGCAAGCAAUGUGGACGAGGAAAUGGGUUUUCCCGAGGAUGAAGCGGAGAGCUCAGUUCUGAAGGUUGGCGAAGAGAAGGAGAUUGGAAAGAAUGGGCUGAAGAAGAAACUUGUUAAAGAAGGUGAAGGAUGGGAAACUCCUGACACUGGCGAUGAAGUCGAAGUGCAUUAUACGGGAACCCUUCUUGAUGGAACUCAAUUUGAUUCGAGCCGUGACCGAGGAACGCCUUUCAAGUUCAAGCUCGGGGAAGGGCAAGUAAUUAAAGGGUGGGAUGAAGGUAUCAGAACAAUGAAAAAGGGUGAAAAUGCAGUUUUCACGAUACCCCCUGAAUUGGCCUAUGGAGAGUCCGGCUCUCCUCCAACAAUUCCACCGAACGCUACUCUUCAAUUUGACGUUGAGCUACUUUCAUGGCACAGUGUCAAAGACAUCUGUCAAGAUGGAGGAAUCUUGAAGAAGAUCCUUGUUAAAGGAGACGGUUGGGACAAACCGAAGGAUUUAGACGAAGUCUCGGUUCUUUAUGAGGCUCGUCUAGAGGAUGGUACUCUGAUCUCAAAAUCUGAUGGUGUCGAAUUCACCCUUGGAAAGGGGUACUUCUGUCCUGCCUUGGCAACAUCUGUGAAGACGAUGAAGAAGGGAGAGAAAGCUUUGUUGACUGUGAGGCCACAAUAUGCAUUUGGGGAGUCUGGUAGGCCUGCAGCUGGAGAAGAAGGUGCUGUGCCUCCAAAUGCCACACUUCAGAUAACCCUUCAACUGGUUUCUUGGAAAACUGUUACAGAGGUUACUAAGGAUAAGAAGGUCCUGAAGAAGACUCAAAAGGAGGGAGAAGGAUAUGAUCAGCCAAAUGAGGGAGCAGUGGUGCAAGUGAAACUCAUUGGCAAACUGGUUGACGGGACGGUUUUUACGAAGAAGGGUGAUGAUGAGAAGCCUUUUGAGUUCAAAACUGACGAAGAACAAGUCAUUGAAGGACUCGACUUGGCUGUAAGAAAGAUGAAGAAGGGAGAAAUUGCCUUGGUGAUGAUUUAUCCACAAUAUGCAUUUGGAUCUUCCGAUUCAUCCCAAGAUCUAGCUGUGGUUCCUGCAAACUCAACUGUAUAUUACGAAGUUGAGCUAGUUUCAUUCGUCAAAGAAAAAGAAUCUUGGGAUCUCAGCACAGCAGAAGAGAAAAUAGAAGCAGCAAGCAAAAAGAAGGAAGAAGGAAAUGUUCUGUUCAGAGCUGGAAAAUAUGACAGAGCAUCAAGAAGAUAUGAAAAGGCUGUGCGCUACAUUGAAUAUGAUACUUCUUUCAACGAUGAGGAGAAGCAACAGAGCAAGGCGCUAAAGAUUUCGUGCAACCUCAACAACGCUGCUUGCAAAUUGAAAGUCAAAGACUACAAACAAGCAGAGAAGCUCUGUACAAAGGUGUUGGAACUGGACAGUAGGAACGUGAAAGCUCUUUAUAGAAGGGCUCAAGCAUAUAUUCAACUCGUUGAUCUUGAUCUUGCUGAGCAGGAUAUCAAGAAAGCCCUUGAAAUAGACCCAGAUAAUAGGGAAGUGAAGAUCGAAUACAGACAGUUGAAAGAGAAAGUGAAGGAAUACAACAAGAGAGAUGCACAGUUUUAUGGCAACAUUUUUGCAAAAAUGAACAAGUUGGAGCAGGCGAAGUCUGCAAAUUCAGCAGGGAAGCAGGAGGCAGUGCCAAUGACCAUUGAUAGCAAAGCUUAGUGGCCAGUAGUUUGAUACUUAAGCCUAUGCAUAACGAGGUGUUGUGUUUGGAGAACAUAGCAUUGUAUUGGUGUCUUGUUUACACUUUGUAUAAUAACUCAGUGUUUUGAAGAGUGCUUGUGCAUUGCUUUAUCCAUUCUCCUUUCAGAUGAGAGAAUACAAUAAAAAAUCCUUCUGUUUUCCAUAUA